AUGGGGAGAGGCCAUUCAAACUUGUGCGAGGCACAUUUCCUUGUCCUGCCUGACUACUGUGCUAAGGAUCAAAAUCUUUGUAGGUAAGCGAAAGAGUCGCAAGCUCAUAUUCGGAUGAUUAUAUGGGUUACUAUCACAACCUUCAAUUGAAAUAAUUAGCAUGGAAAAAUUUUUUUUGCUCUUCAUAAGUCUGAGCAGAAAUUACCCGGGAUGAUACCUUCAUUCAAGGUCCAAUUUGAUGUGAAUAUCUGGAAAUUUCUGGGCUUACAUGAUCAGUUAUUAGUUGAAGGUUUUCAUACAAUAAUUCUCUGUGCAACUACUGAUACCAAUUUAUCCCUUCAAGGCAAAUUGUAAAGAGAAGUCAUAAGUGUUUCAGUCAUCAAUUGGGUAAUUAUUCUUAUUUCUUAGGUUUACAUUACAUUACUUCUACCAACUGUGAUUUCUACCAAGGAAACAUGUCUUGGUGUUAUAAAGUCAGGGGACGAAACUACCACUGGGUGAUUGACCUUUACGAGAUGCUGAACCUGCUUGUCAUACCUGCAGUAAUUGAGGCCCUUCAGAAGGCGGCGGUGGAUAGCAUGAAAGAGAUUGAGAAGGGAAAGACAGACCACAGGAAGAAGACACGAAUCCAGAUGAAAGUGGCCCCGGGCUGA
Molecule: messenger RNA, 653 nt
Organism: Porites evermanni
Lineage: Eukaryota; Metazoa; Cnidaria; Anthozoa; Scleractinia; Poritidae
Source: the annotation of a GenBank genome assembly